This is a messenger RNA of Caenorhabditis elegans, 467 nucleotides long. It is a transcript of the gene nlt-1, whose product is annotated as Non-specific lipid-transfer protein-like 1. The record is from RefSeq and is marked reviewed. The transcript is spliced from 3 exons. The coding region runs from base 41 to 397 and encodes 118 amino acids. Lineage: Eukaryota; Metazoa; Nematoda; Chromadorea; Rhabditida; Rhabditidae.
AAACGCAAUAAAUCAUUUUUCAUAGUUUACAGCUUCAACAAUGGCUUUCAAGUCCGAUGUUAUUUUUGAGGAGAUCAAGGAGAGAAUUGCCACCGACAAAGAAAUGGUGAAGAAGGUGGGCACCUCAUUCCGUAUGACAAUUGCUGGAGCCGAUGGAAAGACAAAGGUCUGGACAAUUGAUGCCAAAUCAGACACUCCAUACGUCGGAGACGAUUCUUCUCGACCAGUUGAGAUUGAGAUUAAUAUUAAGGAUUCCGAUUUCAUUGCUAUUGCCGCCGGAAAGAUGAAGCCAGAUCAGGCUUUCAUGCAAGGAAAGAUGAAGCUUAAGGGAAAUAUUGCCAAGGCAAUGAAGCUCCGUACUAUUCUCGACCCAAAGAUGCUCAAAGCCAAGCUCUAAACAAAAACCACCCAUUAUGCCAUAUUUUGUAUUAAAAUCAUUUCCAAAUAAACUAUUAUUGUGGCCAUAU